UCCCAAGCAAUGAUCGCAGGCCCGCAUCUCUUCCUCUCCGGCCAGAUUCCUGCGGAUAAGGAGGGAAAUCUAGUGGAGGGCAGCAUUGCGAAUAAGACGGAGGCGUGCAUUAAGAAUGUGCUGGCGAUUUUAGAGGAGGCGGGGAGUAGUAUUGAAAAGGUCUUCAAGGUCACGGUCUUCCUUGAUGACAUGGCCAACUUCGCCGAGAUGAACAGUGUGUAUGAGAAGUACUUCGCACAUAAGCCGGCGAGGAGCUGUGUUGCGGUCAAGCAGCUGCCGAAGGGGGUGCCGGUCGAGAUUGAGACUAUUGCGUUGGUUGGGUAGAGGGGACGCUCGCAUUGACCUUACUGUGGCGGAUCGCGUCGCCGAACUCACAAACCUCGCCUUCUGUGACGUGGUCACUGUGCUACUGUACAGUGACAGGUCAUAAGUCUGUCACACCCGUUUACCACUGCUUGGGGUACACCCAUAGAUUUUCAGAAAUCUAGGCGUGACGUUAAGUUUCAAGUAGUGUAAAUUUGACUGGCU
This is a messenger RNA of Mytilinidion resinicola, 528 nucleotides long. RefSeq names its product YjgF-like protein. Gene Ontology annotation, cellular component: cytosol; mitochondrion. The coding region runs from base 10 to 324 and encodes 104 amino acids. The transcript has 2 exons. The record is from RefSeq and is a predicted model, not a curated record. Lineage: Eukaryota; Fungi; Ascomycota; Dothideomycetes; Mytilinidiales; Mytilinidiaceae. Gene Ontology annotation, molecular function: deaminase activity.